This is a messenger RNA of Puccinia triticina, 489 nucleotides long. RefSeq lists its product as uncharacterized. Lineage: Eukaryota; Fungi; Basidiomycota; Pucciniomycetes; Pucciniales; Pucciniaceae. The record is from RefSeq and is a predicted model, not a curated record. The coding region runs from base 1 to 489 and encodes 162 amino acids. The transcript has 2 exons.
AUGAUGCUCGCCCGAUCGUCUGCUUCACAGAAACCAAAAGCAUCAUCUUAUUCCGCUGAAGAAAUGAUGGCCUUUUGGUCUAAGCAAGCGAAGUUAAACCCGAAACUCACAAGACCCAAAGACGAAUUCUCGAAAAAGGAGCCAUCAAACCAGUCCCAAGCCAGCAGGGAUCAAAAGUUCAAAUCACCUCAGGAUUCCGACGUAGGACCCUCCGUUCGCUCGAAUUAUUAUCCGAACACACCGCAAUCUAUGGCCAAAGUGCCUGAGAACCAUGCAAUGGAACAGAAACAAGAGGAACCGAGUUCACCAUUUCCCAUUCCAUUCUCACGAAGGCCUCCUAAAAUCACCAAGGAGCUUCCUGCGAGCCAUUGGUUAAAACUAAAUCAACCAAACCAAUCACAGCAACCCAGGAAGAACUAUCGAGGAACGAGUCAAAAACUCCAAUCGGUAGGGAUGAAAAGCUCAAAUCAAUCCAAGAUCCAGAUGUAG